GGGCGGAGCAGGACCCGCCCCGCCCCGCUGAGCCGCAGGUAGGGCAGCCGCCCGCCCGAUCCCAGCGCGUUCUCCCCGCGGGCCGAUCUCCGCGGCCCCGGCGCUGGCCGAUGGAUCCCGAGGCGGCGGGGGACGAGCUGUCCCGCUUGCGCGCCCUCUUCCUGGCGUGCGACGCCCGCGGCUCGGGCCGCAUCGAGCGGGAGGACUUCGCUGCUCUCUGCGCCGAGCUGCGGGUGCAGCCGGCCGAGGCCGAGGCCAUCUUCCAGCGCCUCGACAGCGACCGCGACGGGGCCAUCACCUUCCCGGAGUUCGCCCGCGGCUUCCGCGGCGCCACGCGGCCGCAGCCCGCUGGCAGCGAGCCGAGCGGCGAGGGCAUGGAGGAGGAAGAGGCGUCAGCGGUUUGGGUCGCCGCGGGGCUGGAACAACCCUGGAGGGACUUCGAGGUGCGGCUCGGGGACGAGGCGAGGUACAUCCCCAGACAAGAGCAGGUCAGUGUUUUGUAUCAGAAUAUACACAUAGCAGAACCAAGAUUAAUCCAGCCAUAUGAGCAUGUCAUUAAGAACUUCAUCCAAGAGAUCAAACUUCAAAGCACAGAGAUGGAAACUCUGGCCAUAGCGGUAAAAAGAGCUCAGGACAAAGCAGCGAUUCAACUCAGUGAGUUAGAGGAAGAGAUGGAGCUACGGAUACAGGCUGCAGAGCAUAAAGUUAAAAAGGAAGAGAAGCAAAAAGCUGAAGAAGCACUAAAUGAGCUGAAGCGCCAGUAUGACACUGAAGUUGGGGAUCUUCAGGUGACAAUAAAAAGACUUAAAAAGCUGGAGGAACAAUCCAAGUAUGUCAACUACAGGGAAGAUGUAGUUGAACUGAAAAAAAGAAUACAUGAUAUGUUGCUGGAAAAUCAGAGACUUAAGAAAGAUCUCUUAGAAGCACAGACAAAUAUAGCUUUUCUACAGAGUGAAUUAGAUACCUUGAAAAGCGAGUAUGCAGAUCAGUCUUUGAACACUGAGAGGGAUCUAGAAAUUAUCCGAGAGUAUACUGAAGACAGAGAUAAUCUGGAAAGACAAAUUGAAAUACUUCAAUCAGCUAAUAGAAAAUUACAUGACAGCAAUGAUGGUUUAAGAAGUGCACUUGAAAACAGUUUCAGCAAGUACAACAGAUCAUUGCGGUUAGCAAAUACCUCACCAGGAAGUACCAUUUCUAGAAGCAGUCCUAAGUUUAAUGGUGAACAUUCUCCUUUAAACCCACGGUAUGACAGGUCAUCUCAUUCGUCAUGUGUCGAUGAAGAUUAUGAUUCUUUAGCUCUUUGUGAUCCAAUGCAAAGGAUAAACUGUGAAGUUGACAGCUUACCUGAGAGCUGUUUUGACAGUGGUUUGUCUACCCUGAGAGAUUCAAAUGAGUAUGAUUCAGAAGUGGAAUAUAGGCAUCAAAGGAUUUUUCAAAGGUCACAGGGUAUGCAGGAAAGUUUUGGUGGUGAUGCUUCUGAAACAGAUGUUCCAGAGAUCAGAGAUGAAGAAGUGUACAGCCCUGCUAACAGCACUGUAGUUUUAGACUGGAAGCCCUCACGACCAGUUAGUCGAAGCAGCUCAGUUGCUUCAACAAGAAAACACAUACCUGCUCUCACUCCUCAGUCAGAUGCAACUGAAUGCACUCCAAAAUACCCCAGUACAGAGAAGGCUUACAAGAUUGUUCUUGCUGGAGAUGCAGCAGUGGGAAAAUCCAGUUUUCUUAUGAGAUUUUGCAAGAAUGAAUUUCAAGGCAAUACCAGUGCAACUCUGGGUGUGGAUUUUCAAAUGAAAAGACUAAUUGUUGAUGGAGAACCUACAGUGUUACAGCUGUGGGACACAGCUGGGCAGGAGAGAUUUCGAAGUAUUGCUAAAUCAUACUUCAGAAGAGCAGAUGGUGUCUUACUACUAUAUGAUGUAACAUGUGAAAAAAGCUUUAUUAAUGUGAGAGAAUGGGUGGAUAUGAUUGAGGAUGCGACUCACGAGAAUAUCCCAAUUAUGAUAGUGGGAAACAAGGCAGAUCUCCGUCAAGAUGUUAUGGAACAAGGGCAAAAGUGUGUGCCUAUAAACUAUGGAGAAAAGCUGGCUAUGACUUACAAUGCGCUAUUCUGUGAAACAAGUGCUAAAGAUGGAUCUAAUAUUGUAGAAGCAGUUCUUCAUCUUGCUCGUGAGGUGCGAAAAAGAAGCGAUAAUCGAGAUGAUACAAGAUCAGUGACGAGCCUGGCUGGGACACCUGUCAAAAAGUCAGCACUCACAAAAAGCUGUUGUAAUGUUUAAAUGACAGAUAAUUUUCCUUAACUAAAUAACUUGUAUAUUUAAAAAAACCAAAGCCAGCAACCAAAUCAAAAUAUUUCAGUAGUGUUUCCUUUUUAUUAUGGAUUUAUGCAUUUGUAUAUUUAGGAGCGACACAUAAUGUUCAAAAUCCAGACUCUACUUUCUACUCAUUCAAAUUUGUGAAAUUGCUUCACCCCAUAGACUCUUUUUUCACUUUUUAAAAGUAAUAUUAUUCAGUGCAAUGAGCUCAGAAUCAAUGCUAUAGUAGUCACUGCAUGCAAUAUUGUAAUAUAUAUUAUUGUCUCUACCUACAUGUUUCUUUAUGGCAUUUGUAUUUCUUUUAUACAGAACAUAGCAGUACCCAAUAUAAGUCAAAGAUAAAGAAAAAAUAACAGCUUCAGUUAGUUUAAUCUCUUUUUUAUCAUGUCUGCUUAUCUAGUUUUUGACAGCCUUAAGUAUAUGUUGAUUAAACAUUUCUUAAGAAAAUUCCAAACCAUUAAGGGUUGCCUUGGUCCGAGUUAUCCCUAAGUUUAGGGGAACCAGAAUGGUCUUUGUCAGGAAAAGACAGUGGCAGGUGCAUGGUGUUCUGUUGUAGUUCCUCAAAAGUUGGCUAGUCAGAAUGUAUUUUGAGUACUGAGGUUUGACUAAGAAGUGAGAAGUAGACUUUAUAACUGAUUCUGCACAGCUAAGAGGCGUAAUAAACAUUUGUCUGGAAUAUUACAGUUCAAAAUUCCAGAUCGAAUGUAACACCUGUGAUAUGUAGGAUUGCUGAAAUGAGUUAUGGUCCAAUAUCUAUUUGUUUAGGCUAGGUCACUAUUGUUACUAGAGUGAUACAAGUUGUAAUUUUUCCUUUGCUUUUUCAAAUAUCUUCUAUUCAGUCAGUAAUUGAAGGAUAGUAAUAGCAGGAGGAUUGUAAUAGGAGUCUGAUUUAAUAUAUAUUUUUAGUGCAUUUUUAAUAAGUUUUAAAUCAGCAGGUGAAAGAAUUGCUGCACAUGCACAAGCAUUUGUAUAAAUUUUUCAGUAAAAGCGAACCCUGGAAUGAACAGCAAUCACCUUAAUGAGAGUUUCUUCACCUAAUUUUAGAAAAGUUCUGAGAAACUUAACAGUGGGUGGGAGCUUUAGGUGUCAGCAUCUCUAAACACUGAACUUUGCUUAAAAAGUUCCCAAGAGUUCCAUAGUGUAGUAAAAAAUUAUGGGCAUUAUAAAUUAAUGGACUGUAUAAAUUAUUAUUUAUACAGUUAGCGAUCAAAAUCCAGUUCUUCUUAACGUUCACUGUUUUCGAUCAAAAUAGGAUAGGACCUUUUCAGAGCCAGCAAACUGUUGUCUCCUCUGUUUCCAUUAAUAAAACAUCUCCAGGCUGAAGCCUACUUCAGUAAAUCAAACCUAGAUAAAGUUUUAUCAACUGAUGAAAAAACUGUGUGACUAGCAGCUAUUUGCUGUAUUUUAUCAGCACUGUAUGUCAACACUGUAUGGCAUGCACUGUGUUAUCUCUUGUAUAAAAUAUGGGGAUCUGAGAAACAGGAUGGUUCAUAAUUUACAAAAAGUAAAUGGUUUCAACUAGGGAAAGUAUUGGUUUUAGGUAUCCUUUCAAAUCUGUAAUCAGAGCAGCUAAUCCUUGGGUAAUUAUCAGAAUUUUUUUUACCAGUAGAGAGAAAUCUAAUGCCAGAAUGAAUAAGACAUUUUAUUUCACUAUAUAAUGGUUCAGCCCUAGAAGACAAAACAUGUUUGGUGAGGGUUUUUUGAAGUACUAGAAGAAUCUUCACAUGCUACCUAAUUCCUUGCAGGAGAUUUCAGGGUUAUAGCAUCUUCCCACAGAGCAAUAGAGGACACCUCACUGUAGUUCAGAGACUUAUCUGAAGCAUGUGGCAGAGAAUGCAGGACACUCAAAUGUAUCAGGAAUAGGCCUAAUCACAUACAUAUUGUUUGCUGUUAACCCUAUAUUAUUUAAGAAAAAUACAGCUUUGGUUAGCUUCUUUGAGGAGAAGAGCCAAAUUUAACUGACUGCAUUGAUGAGGGCCUCCUCUGUGUUCUUUGUGUGAACCCUUCCCUUUGUCCAUAUGAAUGAAAUGGAAUAAAAUUUGGGAUGUAUUUGCAGCAGGGAGAAGAGAGGAAGAUGAUACAGUGCUUGGUUUGUGAAGUGUGAGCCUUCAACAUGUAGGCAUUUGCAUUUUCUUGGGAUAAGAUCAUGAAUAUAAGUUGUUACUUACAUUCCAAAAAUGUUUCUCAUUCUGUGUUGUUAGCCUGGAGAGCCUGGACUGGGGAUCACUGUUCUGUGUAUGUGUCCUGAGCUACUGUGUUUGACCAGCUCUGUGGUCUUGGCCUGCAGUAAAUGAGGUGCAAUGUUUGCCUAAGCAUUAUUGACACACGUGCCUGAGGAAAGUGUUUUGGCUGGAUACAGAGAAACAUAUAAAGUGAUUUGCAGGAAGAAUUUCUAGAAAUGAUUUUGUCCAGCCUCCCAAGGACCCAAGCAGAGAUGGACUUUCACUAGCCCUAGAUUUGUUUAUCUGUUAUUUGGGUAGCCAGGCUGUGAAAAUGCCACAGGACAGAGGUACUACUGCCAUUCGGGGCAACAUGUUCUCAUACUUUUCCUCCUUUUCUGGAUAAACAUUUCUCUUCAUGUCCAACUUCAGUUCCCCAUAUGACUACAAAUUUAUAACAAUUUCCCCCCCAUUAUGUCAUCUCCUGCUACUAGCAAGAAUUUGACUCUUAAUCUUGGUGACUUCCCUUUCAGUAUCUGUAGAUUUCCCUUGGCCUUCUAUCCACCAGUGUCACAACAUCAGAAGUGUCUCUUGCAAAGUUCUCUGGGUUCCACAUCUGAGAAUUAGCAGCAUGUGUGCAUGUGUAGUAAUUGCUUUCGUAUCUGAUAUUUUUAUCAUACAGAGGAUGCCAUGAGAAUAUCCAUGUUUGUUUUUAUCCAUCUUUCACAUCCUGGUUGAAGGAUAUGAGUUCAGGGACCUACCUUCACACCAGCUUUUCCUUCUCUACAGGCCACUGAUGUUUUUGGUUAUUUUAAUAACCAAAAUCCGUCUUAUGAUAUUUAGUGAAAUUAUGUAGCCUGAAUUAAUUUAUUAAGUUCUGUAAUUUUUUUGUGUCAUGUAAAGCAACUUUAAUUUGAAACAGUGUUGUUUUCUAAAUAAGAUUCAGUGUUGAAGGUUGUUAGCUGUUAACAAAGUUUUAUCUUGGAGUAAAUUCAUGAUCAGUGUCUAGGGGACUGAAAAAGCACUAUUAAAUGGGGAUAUAACUAUAGCUUAGUUGGAACUCAUUUUAGAAAUCCUGUGAUGGUCAGCUCCAUCAUGUUUUGAAUGUUCACAUAAUACUGUGUUGAAUUUAUGUUAAAGCAAAAGAACUUUGAAAAAUAUUUAAAUCUAGAAAUCAAAGCAUGUAUUUAUAUGUGGAUAUAAUGCAUGCAUAAUUUUUUCUGCUGUUUUACUUUAAAAGGUCACCUUGUCUUCAGCCUAAAAGGUAAAAUGGCAAACAUCAGCUUUAUGCUCUGACAUGGUUGCACUAUUGUCCUUUGAAUGUUUUUAUGGUUUUGUUUAGUACAUAAGAACAGUUCAUUUAAUCACAUAAAUUUAUUUUUUUAGUUAGUGAAAGUGUUCCCUUAAUACAUGUAUUUAUUUGAAAAGCAAAGGUCUUCUAUGUUUUUCCUCAUGAUCUGUAAAUAAAUUAUUUUUAUUCAGUUGACAUGGAAACAUUAUUUUACCCUGUAUUUUGACCCUUUUUAAUUGUAAUUUAUUACACAUUUCUGAGGCAAUAAUUUCUAUGACAUGCUUCAAAAAUGUUUUGAUCACAUAAGUUUUUGUAACCACUUUGUGCCUGUUUAGCAUAUAUUACUAGCUUAAUAAGAAAAAUUGCUGCUUCUAAGUUCUGUUAUGGCCUUACAUGGCUUAAGUAUUUUUCUGUGUAACUACUUUUGUAUUGACUAGAAAAUCCUCUGGAAAAAAAAUUUACACUUAUAAAUUUGUAUAAGAUACUAAAAUGUAGUUUAAGAAAAAUAUCUAUAGGCCGCUCCUUCAAGGAACAUCGCUCAGCUGUGCAUACAUGCAGAUCCCCAAAUAAAGUAAUAAGUUCUGUGCUAGUGCAGGCAUUCCACAUAUAUAUCCUUUUAAAGAGGUUUUCUAUUUUUUCCCUUAUAACUGCUAUACAGCAAUGGCAAGGUUGCAUUUUUGGUAAAAAUACUGCAGUCAAUGAUCCUUGAUUCAUAAACCAAAGGGAAUAAUAUAUUCAUGGUACUUCAUUAUAUUAUAAAGAAAUGUAUUUUCAAGAUGUUUCUAGUUGUGUUAGAUAAUUAUAAAAAUGGACCAAUAUCUCAUGUACAGUUCCAGUGGCCUUUACCACUACCUCUGCCAGGCUUUGAUACAGGGUGUAAUUCUCUCUAAUGCUGUCUGUGCUACUUAUAGAUUAGCAAAGCUUUUUAGAGUGCCAGUUAUUUUAUCUUUCAUUGUAUUACUAUCAGUCCUAAUCCUUUCUUACUGGUAUCCUUAGGACUAGUAAUAUCAAUAUUUGUCAUUAUUAAUCUUUUAAAACCAUUUCUUAUUUUGAAGAAACUUCCUGUAAAAGAAAAAUGUGGCUCAAUAUGUAAAGUAUUAUUGAGUUUGUACAAAGAAGCUCUUUCUCUGCAAUUCUGCUCUUUGAGUUAUGGCUUCAGAUAGCUGGACUAAUACAAAAUUAGUCAUUAAGUGUCUGAGUAGCAAAACAAACCAAGCUGUGGAGGUUUCCCACUGAAUAUAAAAGGAAGUAUGUAAAAUGUGAAUCCAUUUUCAAACUAAUAUGAGGAAGAUAUUGUACUCAUUAUGUGUUCAUCUUUCAAUAAAAGUCUGUAUAUUCUAUAAAUUAUGAAAAGUUUUUUUAGAUUUUAUAUAAAUAAAACUGGAUUUAGUGCAGCUUGUCUCUCCUUAAAACAACGAAUCACUUCGUUUACUGUAACUUUGUAUAUAUAUGUUCAAAACUGACACCUUUCCUGUAUUACAAAUUACUGUAUAAUAAAAAUACACUUCAAUAGCCA
Taeniopygia guttata (zebra finch) is the source of this 7278-nucleotide messenger RNA. It is a transcript of the gene RASEF, whose product is annotated as RAS and EF-hand domain containing. Gene Ontology annotation, molecular function: GTP binding; GTPase activity; calcium ion binding. Lineage: Eukaryota; Metazoa; Chordata; Aves; Passeriformes; Estrildidae. The record is from RefSeq and is a predicted model, not a curated record.